AUGGAGAGAGAAAAAUCACUCCAAAGCAGUUCUUUUGAAAAAAGAGACAUCAUCGCGUUAGCGAGCAAGAAGCUGAAACGCAUGGACACGGCCACCCCACUGCUGCUCGGCCCGGGGGCUGUGAGACCCCCCACGCAGAGCAGCUCCCGCUUCGGCAACCUCAGCCACCGCUCCUUCUUCUCGCGCCACAACCCCCACCCGCACCGGGUGACCCACAUCGCGGGUGCGUUGUCAGAGGCCUGGAGGGAAGAACUGAGGGAACUCACCGCCAGAGUUGAGGCUUUCUCUCCCGCUGAAACGGCAAAGGAGGAGGCAGCAACUCAGGAAAAGGCCCAGCGGCCCCAGCGAGUGACCCAGCACUCAGCGGAGACCGGGCGGCUCAUCCCACCUCCCUCGCGUGCCACCGCUCGACACUCAUCCCGCCAGCUGCACCGCAAGAGCGCCAAGACCGAAGGGAAGCAAGCUGCCCUCUCCUGCCAGGACCAAGAGCUCGCAGUUUUGGAGCUGCUGUGUCAGAUCCUGCAGACAUACUCCUUGAUGGCAGUUCAGCAGUGGCUGCUCACAGCUGGGCCGAGGGAGAAGGACAUUGCCGUGGGCUUGUUGCAGGCUACAACUGCCACCCUCCAGCUGGAGCUGCAGGUCCUGAGCACGGGCACGGGGGACAGCGCGGGGUCCCAGGCAUCCCAGAGCACAGCGGGCAUCUCCUCCGGGGGCCAGCGCAGCGGGAGGAACCAGCCAGGCAGAUACUCCCAGCGACAGAAGCAAGAACCAGUUCCACAGGAAGAGAAACCAGGUACAAAUAGGCCUUAA
Struthio camelus australis is the source of this 810-nucleotide messenger RNA. The record is from RefSeq and is a predicted model, not a curated record. Lineage: Eukaryota; Metazoa; Chordata; Aves; Struthioniformes; Struthionidae.